This is a messenger RNA of Callorhinus ursinus (northern fur seal), 537 nucleotides long. It is a transcript of the gene POLR2F, whose product is annotated as RNA polymerase II, I and III subunit F. Gene Ontology annotation, cellular component: nucleus; RNA polymerase II, core complex; RNA polymerase III complex. Gene Ontology annotation, molecular function: DNA binding. The record is from RefSeq and is a predicted model, not a curated record. Lineage: Eukaryota; Metazoa; Chordata; Mammalia; Carnivora; Otariidae. Gene Ontology annotation, biological process: transcription by RNA polymerase I; tRNA transcription by RNA polymerase III; transcription by RNA polymerase II.
AGCACGCGGGCCGCCGCGCGAGGGGCGGGCACGCUGUUUGCGGUGCGGGCGGCGGUGCUGGCGUCAUGUCAGACAACGAGGACAAUUUUGAUGGCGACGACUUUGAUGACGUGGAGGAGGAUGAAGGGCUAGGUGACUUGGAGAAUGCCGAGGAGGAGGGCCAGGAGAAUGUUGAGAUCCUCCCCUCUGGAGAGCGACCACAGGCCAACCAGAAGCGAAUCACCACACCGUAUAUGACGAAGUAUGAGCGAGCGCGUGUACUUGGCACCCGCGCCCUCCAGAUCGCGAUGUGUGCCCCUGUGAUGGUGGAGCUGGAGGGGGAGACAGAUCCCUUGCUCAUCGCCAUGAAAGAGCUCAAGGCCCGAAAGAUCCCCAUCAUCAUUCGCCGCUACCUGCCAGACGGGAGCUAUGAAGACUGGGGGGUGGACGAGCUCAUCAUCACCGACUGAGCUGGAAUCAUCUUCCUGACUGUGCCUCAUCCUAGUUUCUGUUUUCACAUUCUUUAUACAUGUAAAUAAUAAACUGUUCAACCUUUCA